AUGUCUUCAUCAGAUCGCGUCCCAAUCCCUGCGCCACUCCUUAAUAGCAAAGCGGUUUUCCGACAUAGUUCUAGAUCAGCACCAAACUCGAGCCUUGAAACGUUUCAACUUGGCGAUGUACUACAGACUACAACCAACGUCACUAGACGUGCAACUCUAAGCCACCUGAACGCAGCGCCACGGAAGAUCAGCAUAGCCAUUGACAGCCUGGGCACGGUAAAGGAAGCCCAAGUCUGGAAGAAAAAUGCACCCACCCAACAGCUACAACGACCUGCGAGCGACGAUUCGUCCAACACCCAGCUUCCCGAAAUUGACGAGGAAAGCGACCUGGCUGAAACAUUGGAGGCAGUGACUGAUGCUAUUAGCCGACGUAGUCACAGAACACACGCCCGGCAGAGAUCUUGGAGUAUUAGAGCGACCACACGACCAGAUGAGUCGGCUACAGAAUCUCAACGCCGGCAUCAGAGCGUAAGCAAUCGUCCAGGACAAGGAUUGCCUCCCAUUGCAACCAAGUUUCCUGGGAGGUCGGCGCUCAAACGUUCAUCCUCAGCAAGUGAGCACAAACUUCCAUCGACGCCCAAAAGUGCCCAUCUGGAUCCUCUAAGCAGAAAAUCAUCUUCUACUAGCAGUAACCCUGGAGAUACAUCUUUGACUUCUACGGAAUCACGAUCUUCGCAUGCCCAUUUUCCGUGGCACAAGGUAUCAUGGGAGGAAUCAAAAGCGAACUCUGAGCCAAAAUCGCCGGGUCACUCGCGCAGGAGCUCUUUCCACCCUGGAGGACGGCUGAAAGCCGGUCUGGCAGCGACGAGGCGUGUAUCGCACGCCUUUUUACAUGACCGCAAGUCGAGCAUUGCGAUGCUCUACGAGACUGCCAAGAUCCGAAAGCUCCAGCUCGAGCGCAGUAAGCGGUUCCAACUCAUCUUCGAAUAUUCCGUUUACCUCCUUCUCCUGGCUCUGAUCUACUUUGUUUGCGUCGGCAGACCUCUAUGGGGAGGUCUCGUUUGGUACACGUACGUCUUGUUUGCAAACUAUUUAACGGUUUCAGCUGGACUAGUCGUCGUCGCCACUUUGUCUGGUUCUUACGCUUUUGCCCCCCUGUUCAUUAUCUUUGAGCCCGACCCAUCCCCCAACGAGGAGAAUUCCAACACUGAAGGUGCGUCUAGUGCAAACGACACUGCACUUGUUGUUCCUUGUUACAAGUCCGAGCAAUUGAUCGGCGCAACCAUCGAGGCCGCGUUGGUAGCGGGAUUUCCUGCUUCCAGCAUCUUCGUAAUAGCCAACGGAAACUCACUUACGCCAUUGGACAACACCGAGGAUGUUUGUAUGAAGUACUCUGUCAACCACUUCUGGUGUCCCGUUGGAAGUAAAAUUGUCGCCCAAUAUGUAGGGUGUUACGUCGCCAAGGACUUUCCCUACGUCCUUAUGGUCGACGACGACUGCAUCCUGCCGCCCAACUUUCCGAUCAAAUCCAAUUUGAUGCGCGAGAACCCCCAGAUCGGCUGUGUCGGGUAUACUAUCAAGUCCGUAGGCCCAAAUAGGAGCCGUGGAACACUUUGUCAGCAAGCUCAGGAUCUUGAAUACAAGCUCAGCGGCCUGCAACGUGCAUUUGCCGGCAAGUUGGGCAGUGCAACUUUUGGCCAUGGUGCAAUCUGCCUGUGGGAAAACGAAUUCGUUCGAAAGGUAUUUCAGCAUCACCCUGGCUUCUCAGUGUCCGAGGACUGGUUCUUUGGCCAUGUGAGCCGGGAGCUUGGAAAACGUAUAGUUAUGUCAACCUCUGUAUUUGUCGAAACGGAAACUCCGGCUGCAGUUUUCAUUGGAUCCGGCGGUGCACGGGGCGGCUUUGGCGAGAUGACAGUUUUCUCUCAACGAUUCAAACGAUGGAACUUCUUCUUCGUCAACGGAAUCUACUACAACUUCCAGUACAUCUUCUUCUCGUGGAAGCUUGGGUGGUGGGAGAUCGGGGCCAAAAUAUUCGUGUUUCAGGAAAUCUACGAGACGCUUCUCUACCUGAUAGCACCACUUGUGCUGCCGAUCAGCUUCGUGGUGCAACCGUUGUUCUCAGUAUACGUGUUUGUGGCGGUGUAUGUGAUGUACCUGAUCAACUCUAUCAUCUUUAAUGAGGUGCACCUCCGGCUCAAGAAGGAAAGAGUCGGUCUCAUGAUGCUGAUAUUCUACUACAUGCCAUACAAAAUCGCUCUGACAGCUGUCAACGUCGGUAGCUGCUACUGGAGUCUGUGGAAAUACGCCGCCUACUUUGCAAGACGUCACCCAAAAAUCGUCGAGGACGAAAAUGUGGUUGGUGUUGUCCUCAAGCUUGAAGAAGGAGAAUAUAAGACUGCUGGCACAAUGGGAAGUUAUGGAGAGGCCCCAGCCAGCGAAGGCGUGGAUCCCUUUGAAUGGCAGCGAUCUGGUUCAUUUGUCAUGACAGAAUCCGGAUCUAGCCGCCCAACAAUCCGAAGAAGAAGAACAACAGUCACUACGCUGGAACUUGAAGUGAGCCCCUAUGGAUCGACUGACAUGGGCGAUGCCACCCAGACCUCUUAUGCAGUCACUGCACUGGACCAGGCUCACGUUGCAGUACGUGAUUUUGCCGCAGUAUAA
Exophiala spinifera is the source of this 2601-nucleotide messenger RNA. RefSeq lists its product as uncharacterized. The record is from RefSeq and is a predicted model, not a curated record. Bases 1 to 2601 code for a protein of 866 amino acids. Lineage: Eukaryota; Fungi; Ascomycota; Eurotiomycetes; Chaetothyriales; Herpotrichiellaceae. The transcript has a single exon.